Messenger RNA from Drosophila sechellia, 2429 nucleotides. RefSeq names its product PIN2/TERF1-interacting telomerase inhibitor 1. The transcript is spliced from 2 exons. Gene Ontology annotation, cellular component: nucleolus. The record is from RefSeq and is a predicted model, not a curated record. Bases 99 to 2273 code for a protein of 724 amino acids. Gene Ontology annotation, molecular function: nucleic acid binding; telomerase inhibitor activity. Lineage: Eukaryota; Metazoa; Arthropoda; Insecta; Diptera; Drosophilidae.
AUAGCACGUGUUGGUUCGCAAUUUACGAAUUGUAUCUUUGUUAGUUAUCCACAUUUUACAUUUAAAACGAAGUAGAUUACAAAUAAUUAUAGACUAAAAUGGCUAUGCUGGCUGAACCACGUCGGCGCAAAAGGUACAACUUGUGUCCGCGCGGCAAGGCUCUCUAUGAAGAUGAAAACCGCUUCGGUACCAAAAUGCUGGAGAAAAUGGGCUGGACGAAGGGCAGUGGCCUGGGCGCCAAUCUGAGUGGCGAAAAGGAUUUUGUGCGCAUUCGCUUCAAGAACGACGCAGAAGGAUUGGGUUUCGAGCAGCGCGAUGAUCAGUGGACAGUUCACGAGGAUGGCUUCAAUGGGCUGCUAAAGUCGCUCAAUGGAGAUGAUAGCGGCGGCAAUGACAAAGAACCUGAGUCCGAAGAGGAGGCCAGACCUAUGGGCUUUGGCUUCAAAGCCAUUGAACCGGAGGAGCCGUCUAAGAAGAAACUCAAGGAGAACACCAGUGGAAUGUCGCUGGAGGAGCGGUCGAAGCAGAGCAGGGCACGCGUCCACUACAAGAAGUUCACGCGCGGCAAGGACUUGGCACUGUACAGCGAAAAGGAUCUAGCUAAUAUAUUCGGCAAGAAGGCAACUGAGGACGUCGAGAAAUAUCCAGAACCCGUGCUGGCUGUCCAACCCGAGGAGCCAAACCCCAACUUCGCUGGCGUGCAGACAAUUGUCACGGGCCUGUCGACCACUGAUUAUUUCAAGCAGAAAAUGGAGGCCAUGAAAAACAGACUUAAGAAAGGUUCCCAAGUUGAAGACAACAAUGAGGCACAGACCAAUGGCCAUGCUGAAAAGCUUGAACAGACUUCAGUAGAUAAUGAUGAAGUGCCUUCCAAGAAAAAGAAAAAAAAGAAGGACAAGGAGAGGGCAGAGGAGGCACCAACUGCAGAGGAAGAACUAGAGCAGGCUGCUUCCAAGCCUAAGAAAAAGAAGAAAUCAAAGCGAUCGUCUCUUGAUGAAGAAAAAUUAGUUGAUAGCGAUGAAAGGACUGACGAGCAACCAACUGCUGUUGAAGAAAUCGAGCACGACGCUCCCAAGCUUAAGAAAAAGAAGAAAUCGAAGCGAUCGUCUCUGGAUGAAAUUGAGAACAACUUUGUUAAGGAAAAAUUAGUUGAUAGCGAUGAAAGGACUGAUGAGCAACCAACUGCUGUGGAAGAAAUCGAGCAGGACGCUCCCAAAACUAAGAAAAAGAAGAAAUCUAAGCUAUCGUCUCUCGAUGAAACCGAGAAGUCGGACCACAACUGCGUUGAGUCGUUGGAAAUCACUGAGGAAAGUGAAAACACUUCCUCCAAAAAGAAGAAGUCCAAAAAAAAGGAGGAAUCCGCAGAAGUGUCGAUACAAACAGAAGAAAGUGACCAAAAAAAGAAAAGGAAGUCAGAUAAAAAUAAUGAGAUUGCAGAAGAUUCGAUAGAAGAACCAGCUGCGAAAAAAAAGAAAAAGUCCAAGAAACCCGAAGAAGUAAUUGUAAUCGAUGAUGAUGACUUACACAGGAAUAAUGAAUCGCAUGUUUCGAAUGAAAAUGGUAGUAAAAAGAAAAGUAAAUCUAAGGACAGUGAAGAAACCACCCAAACUCAGAAAGAAAUUACUAUAGAUUUAACAGACGAAGCUCCCCCUAAGAAAAAAAAGAAAUCCAAGGAAGAGAAGAAGAGUAGGGACAAUGACGAGAAAGAUUCAGAAGAAACACCUCCCGCCUCGGAAGCUACUGAAAAGAAAUCGAAGAAGAAACCCAAGUUAAAAUCGUCUGCGGAGCCCUCAUCUAAACUGGAGAUCACGUCAUUUGCGCUCGCCGUGGAGGCGGCUGUCGAGAAUCGAAAGGACACAGGAGCCGAGGAUAGGAACGACGUAAGUGCUGACAAGAAUAAUUCCGGCGAUAAAAGCGUUCAGUCAGCCGAUGAAGACCUGCCUAAGGACCUCUUAUCCCUGGAAGAGAUCCAAGAAAAACUCAAAUCAUUCAAUCAUUUUAAUAUCUCUAAAUUCUGUGCAGACCAAUUCCAAUUGUUCGACAUGAGUGCAUUUCACAUGUCGUCGCUGGGCGAGAUCGUGGGCUACGGAAUCAGCGAAAACGUCGAGCUGAAUGUGGUGGAUUGUCCUUACGAUGAAACGCGUAUACGCAACCUUUGGAAAAACAAAGCCGUUGAGUAUUUUAAAAGCGAACAGCAUAGCAAGUAUCCGGUAAGGGUGCAAAGAACUAGCAUACGAGCGGUCAAGAAGAGAGUCGCCUUUGAAGGAAUUUAGAUCGAGCAAACGAAGUAUAUUUCAACGCGAUUCUUAUUAUGAUUGUUUUGUACAUAAACAACUUAGAUAGGUAGUUGGUAAGCUUCAUGGUUUACAUUUUAAUGUACUGUUUUUUGUAUAACACGUUAACUAAUUAAACUGAACUAUACAUUUCAA